AAAUGGCAGCAAGUGAUAUCAGCGCGUUAUCAUGUGAGCCGAUGAAAUAAUGUUUUUUUGAGUUUUACAGUCGCGAGUGAAAUUGUUAUUUGUGAAUUAGUGCAUUGUGACAUAAAAAACCAUGGUGGAUAUAAAAUCACCGCCGUUUAGUGAUAUAAAAAGACCUGAGGAAGUCGUUCGAAUGACGACGAACGAUAGCCUGAAAUUUGCAGUUCUUAUCGGGCUGAUAGAAGUUGGCCAGGUAACCAACCGUGAAGUGGUGAACACCGUUUUACACCUGUUGGUCGGAGGCGAGUUUGAUAUGGAGUUGAACUUCGUGAUUCAAGAUGCUCAGAACAUUCAGCACAUGCUGGAACUAUUGGACCACUGCCCACCGAGCUUACAGGCUGAAAUCUGGUCGGUGUUCAUUGCUAUCUUGCGCAAGAGUGUGAGAAAUCUGCAGGCCUGUACUGAUGUCGGCCUCAUUCACCAUGUUCUGCAGAGGUUGCCCCGUGCGGAGACUGUUGUUGCAGAUUUACUGAUAGAAAUGCUGGGUGUACUCGCCAGCUAUAGCGUCACAGUGAAAGAGCUUAAACAGCUUUUCAAUGCUAUGAAAGCUGUUAAUGGAAAAUGGCCAAGACACUCUGCGAAACUACUCAACGUUCUCCGUCAGAUGCCACACAGAAAUGGACCAGACGUGUUCUUCAGCUUUCCUGGCAGAAAGGGAUCGGCGGUAGUACUGCCCCCACUGGCGAGGUGGCCAUACGAAAAUGGAUUCACAUUUACAACAUGGUUUCGACUGGACCCCAUCAACUCGGUCAAUAUUGAACGGGAGAAGCCAUACUUGUAUUGCUUCAAGACGAGUAAAGGAGUGGGCUACACUGCACACUUUGUCGGCAACUGUCUUGUUCUAACGUCUAUGAAGGUUCGAGGGAAAGGCUUCCAACAUUGCGUCAAAUACGAAUUCCAACCAAGACGAUGGUAUGCCAUAGCGGUAGUGUAUAUCUACAAUAGGUGGACGAAGAGCGAGAUAAAGUGUUUGGUGAAUGGGCAGCUAGCAUCCAGCACAGAGAUGGCCUGGUUCGUCUCGACCAACGAUCCAUUCGACAAAUGCUACAUCGGCGCGACAGCUGAACUGGAUGAAGAACGCGUCUUCUGCGGUCAGAUGGCAGCUAUCUAUCUAUUUGGGGAGGCUUUAACUACACACCAGAUCUGUGCCAUGCACCGUUUAGGCCCCGGAUAUAAGAGUCAAUUUCGAUUCGACAACGAAUGCAACAUCAGUUUACCGGAGAACCAUAAACGGGUGAGCGAUGCCGCUCCAGCGCUUGCUGCUAUCCCGGAAACCCCAGAUCCUAUAGAACCCGUAUCUCCUACCCCUGAAGAUACCGGGAGCGCAGAAGCUUGCGUAGUUGUUAAGGAGGACGCGACGCCGCGCGGGCGUCGAAUGGCUGGCGAAGCGCGAGAUGUCGCAGCGACGCAUGCUUCCCUGCUCGUAGAUAUUGAAGCAUGCAAGCGUGUACUAUACGACGGCAAAUUGUCAUCGGCCAUAGUUUUUAUGUAUAACCCGGUGGCAACUGAUGGACAGCUGUGCCUACAGUCGGCGCCCAAAGGGAAUGUGUCGUACUUUGUGCAUACGCCGCACGCCCUAAUGUUACAGGAAGUAAAAGCUGUGGUGACACAUUCAAUACACAGCGCCCUAAACUCCAUAGGAGGCGUUCAAGUUCUAUUUCCAUUGUUCGCUCAGUUGGACCUGCCUCACGACGCGCCCGCAAAUGAUCCUAAAAGAGACCCCAUGUUGUGUUCCAAACUGCUAGGAUUCGUCUGCUCGUUGGUAGAGUCAUGCAGUACAGUACAACAGCAUAUGCUGCAAUGUCGUGGGUUCCUGGUAAUAUCGCAUAUGCUGCAACGCUGCGGCCGGGACCAUCUCACACCAGACACGCUGGCGUCUUUCCUUCAUCUCACCAAACAUCUUGUUACUUGCUGCUCGCCAAACUCGGAUCUGUUGCUAAAACAGCUUCUGGACCACAUACUCUUCAAUCCGGCACUAUGGAUCCACACGCCAGCGGCAGUGCAAGCCCGUCUUUACUGCUACUUAGCGACGGAUUUCCUGGCUGAUGCUCACAUAUAUGGUAGUGUGCGACGUGUCAGCACGGUCCUGCAAACUGUGCACACACUUAAGUACUAUUAUUGGGUGGUCAACCCACGCACAAAGAGUGGAAUCACGCCUAAAGGCAUUGAUGCUCCACGACCAGCUCACAAAGACAUCCUAACGAUAAGAGCAUACAUCCUAUUAUUUCUCAAACAAUUGAUAAUGAUCGGAAACGGUGUUAAGGAAGACGAACUUCAAUCGAUAUUAAAUUAUCUCACCACGAUGCAUGAGGAUGAGAACCUUCAUGAUGUGCUGCAAAUGCUGAUCUCUUUGAUGUCAGAACACCCCAGUUCUAUGGUACCAGCGUUUGAUGCCAAGGGAGGGGUGCGCACGAUAUUCAAACUACUGGCCUCGGAGAGUCAAUUAAUUAGACUCCAAGCGCUUAAGUUACUUGGAUUUUUCCUCAGCAGAAGUACCCAUAAGCGCAAAUACGACGUUAUGUCCCCCCAUAAUUUAUACACGCUGCUAGCGACAAGAUUAGCAGCGAGUGGGGAGCCAUUAUCUGCCCCAGUUUACAAUGCGCUGUACGAACUGUUAACUGAGCAUGUCGGUCAACAAAUAUUGUAUACAACUCAUCCAGAACCGCAACCGCAUUUUCGCCUGGAAAAUCCUAUGAUCCUCAAAGUUGUAGCAACACUGAUCCGUCAAUCAAAGCAAACAGAACAGCUUCUAGAAGUGAAGAAAUUAUUCUUAUCAGAUAUGACGCUUCUAUGCAGCAAUAAUAGAGAGAAUCGUCGUACUGUGUUACAAAUGUCGGUAUGGCAGGAAUGGCUGAUCGCACUAGCGUACAUACACCCGAAGAAUACGGAAGAACAGAAGAUAUCUGACAUGGUCUACUCGUUGUUUAGAAUGCUUCUUCAUCACGCAAUCAAGCAUGAGUAUGGUGGAUGGAGAGUGUGGGUGGAUACGUUGGCUAUUGUUCAUUCUAAGGUGUCUUACGAAGAAUUCAAGCUCCAAUUCGCUCAAAUGUAUGAACAUUAUGAGCAACGCAGAGCUGACAACAUAACUGACCCGGCCGAACGUCAGCAACGGCCUAUUUCAACAAUCUCAGGAUGGGAUCGGCACACAGAACCUCGUCCAUCUCGAGUAUCUCCAGAGAGGGAUGUUAAACAAAAUGUAUUAAACCAUGGCGCCCAAACAGAAAUCGGCAAAGGAUUGUCUCUUAGAGAAAUAGAAACGUGCAAUUGUAAAUCAAAUGAUGAUAGUCGGACUACAGUAGUGUAUAGUGAAGUGUGUAAAGUUCAUAGUCCUGCCAAAAAUACCCAAGUGCCCGAUAACGGUUGUGAUAGUGAUAAAAAUGAAUUAGAUGAACAGUCGGAGUCAAUAGUUCAAUCGAUUGUAGAGAAUGAACAACUCAAAAGUUCCGAAUCUGGUAUUGUAGCGGAAGAUGAGAAAAACGAUAAACCCAUAUCGCGACAGGGAAGCCUCGAUUAUAUACCUGUUAGAGAUGUUGGUGAGAAUUUGGUUAAUGAUAACACUGAUAAAAGUGAGGGAUUACCUUCCAGUUUAUCAGUCAGCGAAACAGCUAGCCCUGAGAGAGUUUCUGAAGGGCUUAACCCCGUUAAUGAAAGGGAAUCAGAACUUUCAGAUCGAUCGGAAUUAUAUUUAACUCCGAGUGAAGCAACGAGCCCAAAGAAAGUACAAGAUAAGACUGAUUUACCUGACGACGUUACUGACGAUCCCAAGCAUGUUGCCAUAAACAUUGUUAAUGAUGUACUGACGAUUGCAUUGGAAACUGUAAGAUUAAAAACUGAUGACGACACCGAUUCCGGCGCUAUAUCCGGUGGACUCAAUUCAGAAGGAAAUACGCCAAAUGGGCGAGAAGACUUAGAACAUGAUAUAGAAGACAUUAUUGAUCACAAACAAGUUGAAACUAUUGCUAGUGAAUUAGUUUCGGAUAUAAUCGAUGCAGUUGUUAAGAAUAAUGAAAUGCCUGAAGAUCCCAAAGAAGACGACAUCGGAAGUGAAUUAGCAAUAGAUAACGAAUUUAUAGUUCCUAAUGAAAUAGAACACGAAAAAGAAAUAGAAAAAGAUAUAGAAAAAGAAAUUGAAAACGACAUUGAUAUAGAUGAAGAAAAUCUAAAGAACGAACAAUCAAAUGAACGACCACGAUCGAUUCUAGAACCGAAACCCGAAAUUCCAUCAAUCUCAACAAUUAGUGAGAAUAUUUCGUUAGCGAAUAAAGAACAAGAGAUUCAAGAAGAUAAAUGUGAUAAUGAUAGGGAGAAACGCCGGGUAAGUCUGCCCGGAAGUGAAAUAACGCCCGAUUUGAGAGGUGAAGGCGUUGCCUCGCAAGGAACAAACACUUCGACAUCACCGAAGCGACCCAGGAGUGCCUCGACCAGUACUCAAGUGGACUCAAAUCAUUUUGAAUGUUCUCGAUCGGCACGUGCGUCUCGCGCGAUGUUCUCUCCUGGUCCAACGCGGCCUCCAUUCCGCAUUCCGGAGUUCCGUUGGUCUUAUAUACACCAGCGUCUGCUUUCUGAUGUCCUGUUCUCUCUUGAGACUGAUAUACAAGUCUGGCGCAGUCAUUCAACCAAGUCAGUGAUUGAAUUUGUGAACAGCAGUGAAAAUGCAGUUUUUGUUGUCAAUACUGUGCACCUUAUCAGCCAGCUGGCGGACAAUCUUAUCAUUGCCUGUGGAGGAUUAUUACCACUGUUGGCUUCUGCUACAUCACCUAAUAAUGAAUUGGAUGUGAUCGAACCAACACAAGGCAUGCCCGUGGAAGUAGCAGUUACCUUCCUCCAAAGACUCGUGUCGAUGGCUGACGUAUUGAUCUUCGCAAGUGCUCUUAACUUCGGUGAAUUGGAGGCUGAGAAGAACAUGUCCAGCGGUGGAAUACUUCGGCAGUGUUUGCGCUUGGUCUGCACGUGCGCGGUACGCAACUGCCUCGAGUGUAAGGAGCGACAGCGCUGCGCGGCGCGACCCGCGCGGAGUUCCGAAUCACCCUCGCCUAAGAGUGUAGUAGCGAGUUUAGCAGAAGCGUCAAGUCCCGUAAAGGACCCAGAAAGACUGUUACAAGACAUGGAUGUUAAUCGUCUCCGAGCUGUUAUAUACAGAGAUGUUGAGGAAACGAAGCAAGCCCAAUUCCUAUCAUUAGCCAUCGUGUAUUUUAUAUCAGUUCUAAUGGUGUCGAAGUAUCGCGACAUUCUAGAACCGCCGCCGCACGCCACUGCGUCAACAGACUGCGCACGUCGCAUUCACCACGCCCACGAACACGAUGAAACAGCAGAGGACGUCGAGUACGCAAUGAUUGUUGUUGAUGAAAACAACUCUACCGCUCAAGACCUGGAUUCACCGUCCAUGAAGGAUGGCGAAAACAUCGCGAAAAUUGAGACCACCACUGAUGAAGUGAAACCAUCUGAAAAGAACGUAGAAGUUACACCAAGUGCCGAAAGAGAGGAACCGCUGUUCCAGUCGAGUUUGAGAAGACCUGCGCGUGCGCCAAAGAGCGUGGAUUCCAUUGAGGACGCGGGGUCGUUCCACCUCAACUCCACAGAGACCACAAAUAAUGAUCCAGAGACAUCUAGCGAGAUUGCAUUGGACGACAAUAAACAUCCCGUGAGUAACGACGAGUCCUGGACUGACGUCAAUCUGAAUGAUGACGCUGAACGAGGUCCAGCCACUAUUUCUGGAAGACCAAGAGACCAUGAAGAAAUAGAGAAACAAAUUCAUCUGCGCAGUGAGCAACACGUUCAACGAUUGCAAAAUCGUAACUUACAAGCAGCUCAGAGGCACUUACAUCAGCAGGAAGCAGCAACUACUUGUAGUGAUAAUGCAGGUUGUGAAAUCACGGGUGUUGGGGCGCGUGAAGCCUCACUAACACAUAAACUGGAACGUGCUUUGGGUGCUGUAUGCCCACUACUUCGUGAAAUUAUGUUGGAUUUUGCGCCAUUUUUGUCUAAAACACUCGUCGGCAGCCAUGGACAGGAGCUUUUAACUGAAGGUCUUCAAACAUUUAAAACCAGCACGUCUGUGGUGGAACUGGUGAUGUUGCUCUGCUCUCAAGAGUGGCAGAACUCCUUGCAGAAGCAUGCUGGCCUGGCAUUUAUUGAGCUGAUUAAUGAAGGAAGAUUGUUGUCUCACGCUAUGCGAGAUCAUAUUGUUCGAGUCGCUAAUGAAGCCGAGUUCAUUCUGAAUAGGAUGCGAGCCGACGAUGUUCUUAAACAUGCUGAUUUCGAGUGCCUCUGCGGUACAUGGGGCGCCGAACGCGCGGAAGAGGAGCGGACGUGCGAGCGUUUAAUUGCGGGAGCGAGACGCCGAGACACUGCUUCCGCUGCCCGUAUGCUCGAUAAGCUUCACCACGCAUGCGCCGCUAGCUGCGGUGGUAGCGGAGCGCCAUCUUGCGAGCACUGGAAGCUCGAUUCAUGGGAAGAUGACGCGAGAAGACGACGCCGUCUAGUUCCAGACGCGCGCGGAAGACGACAUGAUGAGCGCGCGCAUUCUACACACCAUGCUCAGUCACAUCCACCAACAGAUGCAAUACUACAGGCGACAGAGGAACUCCACGCGCGUAUUGCGGGCGUGUCGGGUGGAGCACAGUUACCGGCUGCGCCUGCACAGGAAUUGCUGGAUGACGCUGAGUUACUCAUUGAUGAGAGGGAUGCUGAACAGGAUCUUAGUGGUCCUGUAAAUAUGAGCACGCGGGCGCGUCUCGUAUCUGGAGGAAUGGCUGCGCUCGGCACCUUGUCGCUGACAGCCACUGAACUAUACUUUGAAGUGGAUGAAGAGGAUCCAGAAUAUAAGAAGAUUGACCCUGAGGUGUUGAAAUACUGCGAACACCUGCACGGAAAAUGGUACUUCAGCGAAAUACGCGCCAUAUUUUCCAGACGUUACUUGCUGCAGAACACAGCCAUCGAAAUGUUCCUUGCGAGCAGAACAUCAAUAUUCUUCGCAUUCCCGGACCAGACGACCGUGAAGAAGGUGAUAAAGGCUCUUCCUCGUGUCGGAGUUGGUAUCAAGUACGGCAUUCCACAGACCAGACGCGCUUCCAUGAUGUCGCCGCGGCAGCUCAUGCGAAACUCAAACAUGACGCAGAAAUGGCAACGGCGCGAAAUUUCAAAUUUCGAAUACCUCAUGUUCCUCAACACUAUUGCAGGACGAACAUACAAUGACCUAAACCAGUAUCCGGUGUUCCCAUGGGUGCUGACCAACUACGAAAGUGAGGAGCUGGAUCUAAGCCAACCCUCAAACUACCGGGACCUGUCCAAGCCAAUCGGCGCUCUCAAUCCGAGCCGUCGCGCCUACUUCGAAGAACGCUACAACACUUGGGAACAUGAAUCGACCCCGCCCUUCCACUAUGGGACCCAUUACUCGACAGCUGCGUUUGUACUCAACUGGCUUGUUAGAAUUGAACCCAUGACUACAAUGUUCCUAGCAUUGCAUGGCGGCAAGUUCGAUCAUCCAAACCGCCUCUUCUCAUCUAUCGCCCUAUCUUGGAAGAACUGUCAACGUGACACGUCUGAUGUGAAGGAGCUGAUACCAGAGCUCUUCUUCCUGCCUGAGAUGUUGGUGAAUAGUUCUGGAUGUGACCUCCAACUGCCUGAUAGUCCCUCGGGUGAUGUCCAGCUGCCGCCAUGGGCGUCUUCGCCGGAGGAGUUCGUUAGAGUCAAUCGUAUGGCGCUGGAGUCGGAAUUUGUCUCCUGCCAAUUGCAUCAAUGGAUUGACCUUAUUUUCGGAUAUAAGCAACGAGGGCCUGAAGCAGUGCGUGCAACCAACGUAUUCUACUACCUAACAUACGAAGGUGGCGUAAGACUGGACCAAAUCCCAGAGGGUGUCACACGCGCAGCAGUCGAAGAACAAAUACGAAGCUUCGGCCAGACUCCAGCGCAACUUCUAAGCGAGCCGCACCCCCCGCGCGCUUCCCCCCUUCACCUGGCACCGCUGAUGUUCUCAGCACCGCCUGACGACGUGUGCCUGCGACUGAAACUCCCGUCCAACGCUGCUGUCGUCCAUGUCUCGGCUAACACGUAUCCUCAGCUGGCGGCACCAGCGGCGUUGACUGUCAGCGCGGCUCGCGCGUUCGCCGCCCACCGAUGGUUGGCAGGUGGAUGUGCGCAUGUCGCUGCCAGGCACCAGGACUUGGCGCCUCCGCAUCAUCCGCUAGUAAUGGACCCGGUGUGGGCUGCAGGUGGAACAGCUGCCCUCGCGCGUCGUCACCUCGGUGACAACUUCUCCCAGCGGGUCCGUGCUCGCACCAACUGCUUCGUCACAACCGUGGACUCGCGCUUCCUAAUCGCGGCCGGCUUCUGGGACAACAGCUUCCGCGUCUUCUCAACUGACACCGGCAAGAUCGUCCAAAUAAUCUUCGGCCACUAUGGCGUUGUGACGUGCGUCGCUCGAUCCGAAUGCAAUAUCACAUCGGACUGCUACAUCGCAUCUGGGUCUGAAGACUGUACCGUCUUAUUGUGGCAUUGGUCAGCCCGCGCUGGGGGAAUAGUCGGGGAAGGUGACACGCCAGCACCGCGUGUCACACUCACAGGUCACGAGGCGGCUGUGGUAGCUGUGCUAGUGUCAGCGGAGCUCGGCUUGGUCGUGUCAGCCUCCGCGGACGGACCUGUGCUGGUGCAUACGACGUUUGGUGAAGCGCUGCGCUCGCUCGAAGCUGGUUCGGGCGCGUCGUCGCCCCAGCAGUUGGCGUUAAGCCGUGAAGGGGUGGUAGUUGUGGCGUAUAGGAAGGGACAUCUGGCGGCUUUCUCGCUGAACGGACGCCUCCUGAGGCGGGAAACGCACGCCGAUAGAUUCAGAUGCUUGGCGCUGUCGCGGUGUGGCGAAUACCUUGUCUGUGGUGGCGAUGCGGGCGUGGUGGAAGUGUGGCGAGCGUUUACACUGGCGCCGUUAUACGCCUUCCCGCCGGCUGGGGCACCUGUAUGCUCGCUGGCGCUUUCACAUGAUCAACGGUACCUAUUGGCUGGCCUCGAGAAUGGUUCGCUAGUUGUUUUCCACAUCGAUUUCAACCGCUGGCAUCACGAGUACCAGCAACGCUAUUAACUUGUACCAGCAAAUGUACUGAAGUAUGGUAGAAAAAGUACUUAAUUAUACCAGCUAAAACAGUUAUUUAUACCAGCAAAAGUACUUAAUUAUUCCAGCAAAAUUACUUAAUUGUUCGAGCAAAACUACUUCAUUAUUGCAGCUAAAAUACUUAUUUAUACUAGCAUCGGUGCAAUUGUAAACCGUUUAACCAUACAACUGUCAAAUGUAAAGUAGAUAAAAUCAUUGUUAAGCGCAUUUUAAAUAUAUAUUGCAUUCAAUAUUAUCUUAAUUUUCAAAUAUUAUAAAUAUUUUGUAGAAAAGUUUGAUUUUAACUGAAUUAAGAAAUUUAAUUAUUUUUCAUCUAUGGACCGUAAAUUUAUUUGACAGUAGCAACGGAUUUUGCUACUAAAUAUUUGUAUAAUCUGUAUUUAAAUGUAUAAUUGCGACGUAAUUCCGGUAUUAUAUUUUUGAUCGUUAAUAUAAUUGUUAAUUUUGUUUAUAAUUGUAUAAAUUGUGUGAGAUAUUUUUAGUUAUAAGUAUUUCUUCACAUUCCAUUUAUCGAUGUGUACAAUCACCGCAAAUUGCUAAUGACACAUUAAAAUUUUAUUUGACAAACAUUUCGAGAUAAUAUAAUUCAUCAAUCGAUUAAAUAUGUAAUAAAAAAUAUCAAAACAGAUUUACAAAAAACUGUAUUACAAAAAACAAAAUGGUGGGUGUAUUAGUAAUCUGUGUAUAUUGUAUUGAUUAGUGCCAUAGGUCAAUUGAGUUGUAGCUAUCAUUAUUAUAUUACUUUCCAUUCCAAACAUUGGUCUAAUGUACUUAACUAUUACACGGAGAUGGAGGAGAUGGAGGAGUAUGGAGAAGUCAUAUUAUAGCGGUCUUAAUCUUUGCUCACAUUGCUAAGUCAAACUUAAAGACUAUGUUGCUUAGUGUAGCUCAGAUUUAAAUAAAAUAAAAUAUUAUGUAUUAAGUUCUUCCUUAGCAGUCAUUACAAUGUUUCAAUUUAUUUUUUUCUAAUCUGAACUAACCCUUAAGAUAAAGUCUAGGAAAUCUAUGAAAAUUCACUUUUGUCAGUACAGAAAACAGAUUAUGUCUAUGGAGAGAAUGAAAAUAAAGUUCCAAAAAAAAAAUUAUGGGCCGGCUAAAGACUUUCGACCAUACUGCCAAGUUUGACAAAUUUUAUUCUUUAAAUAUUUUUAAAACUAUGAAUUGAUUGACAGGAUUGUCGAAUUGGCGCCAAAAUCUAAAUUUCGAAUAAUAUGACUUCUCAAUACGUACAGAUGUAAAAUUUUAUAUAUUUUUAUUUUAUCUAUGACUUUUAUUGCGUCCAUUAUUUAAGUAUUAUUUUUUUUAUUCGAAACAUUCCUUAAAUGAAUUUUAUUAGGUGAUGGGUAUUGGUACUUAUUU
This is a messenger RNA of Pieris rapae (cabbage white), 10507 nucleotides long. RefSeq names its product neurobeachin (gene rg). Gene Ontology annotation, biological process: intracellular protein localization. Gene Ontology annotation, cellular component: cytosol; membrane. NCBI's taxonomy places the organism in Eukaryota, Metazoa, Arthropoda, Insecta, Lepidoptera, Pieridae. The record is from RefSeq and is a predicted model, not a curated record. Bases 122 to 9118 code for a protein of 2998 amino acids. The transcript is spliced from 45 exons. Gene Ontology annotation, molecular function: protein kinase binding.